GAUCUCUGGUGUGGCAAGCCAUUUUGCAUUUGAAAGAGCGGGCGACUUGUUUGACUGCAAUGCCGAAGAGGAACGUAGCUCAAGGAUCCAAGGAACGAAUGGACGCCAAGGUGGUGAAUGGAGAGGAAGAGGUGAUUGUGGAGUGCUCCACAUCAGCUGCGUCGCAAGAGUUCCAGGACGGCAGCCAACACGAAAGUGAGGAGGGCCAAGAAGUCAGGUGCCGAAAGCGCUGGGCAGACGUGGAGUCGGACGAUGAGGAGGAACACUUCCCCAGCUUCUCAGGUGAGAAGAGUUUCGUGGCGCAGAAGGGCGUGGAAAAUGCUGAUGGGAAAGAAAGCACGGAUGAAACUGCAGAAGAAAAGGAAGAAGAGUGGCAAGAGGUUACUGCAAAGAAGAAGCAGCAAAAACCCCUCAGCCAGCUGGCAGCACCUCAAGAAGCACCAUCGAGCAGGACAGGCCGUGAGGGUGGCCAACGUGCAGCACGCCGUGGAGAUAAUCGAAGGCGCAAGGACAAGGAUGGUAACGAUGGCAAGGAUGGAAAGGACAGCAAGGAUGGCAAGGACGGGAAGGAGAAGAAGGAGCCGAGGCGAAGGGGUGGUGCUGACAGAGGUCAAGGGAAUGGCGGAGUACGCCCGCGUCGAGGAGAUGGAGAGAACAACGAGCGCAAGGACAACCACCCACAACGCUCGAGUGAAAAGAAGGAGGCCCCAAAGGAGAUCGCAUGGCGGAAGAAGAGCACAGAAGAGGCAGACAAGCCAAAGGAGGUCAAAGAACCCGAAAAGGCAAACAACGAGGCUGAAUCGAAGACAGAGGAAGAGGCUGGGCGCGAGAGGGUCCGCGAUCAUGGACGAAAUCGCCGAUCAAAGGAAGAACAGCAAGACUCUCAGCCAAAGCAGCCACGUCAAAACUCUGGUCGAAACGAUGGAAAUCGUCGCGGUGGCCGUGGCGAACGGGGCGGUCGCAGGUCUGGAAAUGGUGGCGGUGGCGGUGGCAAUGGUGGAAACAGUGGAACCGGGAACCGGAACAGGGGCCCCACUGCUGAGGAUUGGUUCGCCAGCCGCAUGCAAGCGGUGGCGUGAUGCCCUGGGUGCCUUCGGCCCUCUGGAGAUCUACGGAACAUGAUCAAAUCUUUUGAACGUUUGAUGGAGUUGAUGCGCAGUGUUAGAGCCUGCGUGAAUCUGCACUGAU
Cladocopium goreaui is the source of this 1188-nucleotide messenger RNA. NCBI's taxonomy places the organism in Eukaryota, Dinophyceae, Suessiales, Symbiodiniaceae. The record is from the annotation of a GenBank genome assembly.